UCCUUUACACAUCAAGGCGCCAUGGGCAUGAUGGGUAGAAGACAUGCGCAGUCAUUCGCUAUUGACAACGGUGCAAAGCCCUCGAAUAUUACUAUUGUUUUAGAUGUGGAUGCAGAGCAGUAGCAUUCAACUCUCUGACUCCUUUUCCUUUCGGUGAAUUCCGGGCUAAGCAAAAAUGGAGCAGAGGUUCUACAACAGCCCCGUUGCGUUUUGUAUCCUUCUCGGGACAACCUUCUUCAUCUACGUCGGAUGCAUAGGUCCAUACAGCACUGGCACCGUCACGACCCUUCAACGGCAGUUUCUCUUCAAGAGCGCCGAAAUUGGCGUCCUUAUCUCGGUCAAUGACAUCGUUGCGAUGGUGACGGUCACGCUGACGGCUUAUUUUGGCGCCAGUCGUCACCGUCCACGUAUUAUGGGAUGGUUCACGUUCAUAUUCGCGGUGGGUUGUGUCGUCAGCACCAUACCGCAGUGGGUUGGGGAGAGUGCGUUCCAGAAUCUCACCGCGAACGCCAAUUCAACCGGCAGAGGCGACUUCAUGUGUGACGUCACCAAAGUUCCAGACGAUAAAUGUUCAGAAAAGGAAAAGGAGGAGUCAGGAGCUCAACACAUGAAAGCCCUUUGGUUGUACCUCGGUCAAGCAUUGUUUGGACUAGCUUCUUCAGGAUAUCUAUCCUUGGGAAUUAGCUAUCUUGACGAUGGUGUACCAAGAAAGAAGGCUCCUUUAUAUUUUGCUGGCAUUUUCAUCGUUUCAUCUUUGGGGUCUUUCGUGGCCUUUGGUCUGAGUGCCUUCAGUCUGUCCCUGCAUACGGAUUUCUAUAAGAUCAACGUCGAUGAUCUCGGUUACGAUGACAGAGAUCCAAGGUGGAUUGGGGCAUGGUGGCUUGGCUAUCUGGUCUAUGCUGGACUGUUUAUUCUUCUCGCCUUACCAUACUUCCUAUUCCCUAAGAAGUGGCCGCUUCAGUUGAAAGAGGAUGAAAUUGAGCUUGAAACAAAGCCGGAAACAAAUGAUCGUAAGAGCGUUUCUGCAGAUCAGGAGUGCCAAACGACAAUCAGUGGCGAUGUAGACGAAUUCGGGGUCGUUGUUCAAAAUGCAGUCCAAGCACCGGGACCUCAGCUGAACGGCGUGUCAGAGAAGCCGAACGGUCAUGAUAAGAGGAAUGGGGUGGGCAACGGUUAUAACAAGAUCGACAACGAAGCAGACGAUGUUAAUGGUGAGGAAGAGAUCACUGGUGACAAUGAAGAGAAGGGGAAUAUCCUGAGUUUUGCUUCCGUUACAGGCUACCUCUCGGCAAUCCGACGCUUACUCUUGAACUUCACGUUCAUGGCUCUUAUAAUGGGAUCAACCUGCUCUUCCGCAAACCUCAGCGGUUACUACACGUUCAUCGGUCGUUAUCUUCAGACUGCAUAUGACGUCACCCCUGCAGAUGUCUCCAUUAUAUUAUCUGCCGUGUCCACUCCAACCUCAGCCCUUGGCAUAAUGUUUUCUAGUCUGUUAAUCAACAGAAUGAACUUGAAGUUAAGAGGUCUACUGAAUUUGGCGGCAAUAUGCAAGGGUAUCGCAGUAGCCUUCGUCUUGGGAAAUUUUGCCGUUUUCUGCAGCAAGGCUCUGAUAGCAGGUGUGACCGCACCCUACCCCGGUAGCAAUGAAAUCAGCUUGGAAACGGCUCCUACUUGUAUGGCUAAUUGUGAGUGUGAGAAAGGUGUUUAUACUCCAGUUUGUGGAUCUGACGGCCUUACCUACGUCACACCUUGUCACGCGGGUUGUACCGGGAUUCGUGAGAAUGAUAAUGGAGAGACGGUCUACACUAACUGCACCUGUGUGUCGCCUACCUCGACCGCAAGUCCGCUUUUUGAAGGACCCUUGACCGCCGUGAAGAACCAAUGCCCACGAUUCUGUCGUGUCAAGAUCAUCGUCUUUAUCUUCCUGUAUUGCGUCUCAUCGUUUUCCCAGUCCUCGAUGGGAAACUCCGUAGUAAAUUCAAAAUUAAGGGUCGUGGAGAACCGGGACAAGGCCUUAGCGCUUGCUCUUGGAAGCUUCUUCAAUAAAGUUCUGGCGUACAUCCCUGCUCCUAUCUAUUACGGCCUGGCAAUACAGUCAACAUGUGCAAUGUUCCAGGAAUCCUGCGGAGAAACUGGGAAUUGUCUCAUCUACGAUACAGAUCGAUUAGCGACCAAUUUCUGGGGGUUAUUUUGUGGCUUGGGUGUUGCCACCGUGUUUUGUUACGCAGUGGCAUCUUUCUCCCUUCGUCGAAACGCAAAAGGGGAGUAUUACGCCCUCCAGCUGCACUUCUUUAGGUCAAAGUCCAAAAAUGAGAAAGAAGAAAAGGAGUAAUCAUUAAGAGGAAUGAUCCCAACGACAUCCAUAUACAAUUCUAUCCUAUGUCGUUUGGCUGUGAUAAAUUGUAUUGGGAACAGGCGUCAUUCAGGUUACAUCACAUCAGGUUACGUAUUCUGAAGUCGGUUUAGCUUAAACCAUGGCCUAUGUCUGGUCUAAACUAUGGGAAGCUAUGAUUAUUUAUUAAUUAAUUAAUUAAUUAAUUAUUAGUUGAUUUAACUACUAAUUUUUAAACUUCAAUGCUUAAUUUGUUUACUAUGAUGCUUCCUAAGGUUUAAUGGUGAUGAAUUCUAAUGUAAGUACCAUUUCAAGAAUUCUUUUACGAUUUGAAUGCCAAACGUGAUUGAUCAUCUAAUUAUAGAAAUUGAUGUCACAUUUGGCUUUCCAUAGUUAAACCACAACUUUAGACUGUAUGGUUUUAGCUAAACCAUAGUUCAGAAUUCGGGCCAUGAAGUCAGGAAAAGAAAGAAUAAAUGGUACUUUAAAAUGUCUUUAAAAAAAGUUAUUCAGUGACUGCUUUGAGUGUAACUAUUGAUAUAAUAAUCAUUACCACUUUCAUCAUUAUAUUACUGGAUACAAUAUUUGCCAUCGUUUUUUGCUUUUCCUUGUUGGAAGUGGUUAACAUUUACUUGGACUUCUCAGAGUUUGUCUAUAUACCUCUCGGAGAGAGUCUUCCAUAUAGAUUGGACCAAUUUGGUCGACUAUUAAUGUUGUUUGGACCUAAGGUCUAAUACCCACGGAGUAUUCUAGUCUAAAGCCAAGAUGAGCUUAUUCCAGUUUGUCUACUUAUUGGUUAGCAUAUUACCUUCUUAUCAUUUACUUAUUAUUUACAAGAAAAGUCGCUAGUGCCUAAAGUCAUUUUUAGCUUAAUAACAGAUUUAUGCAACACCCACUAUGGGUAACUGAAAGUGGGGCAGAAAGCUUUUUGCAAUAGAUAUUCAGUUAGCCAUUUCUGCCCCCGGCCAGGCAUUUCAGUGGUUAAUCUCUAUAUAUUGUUAAUUUUUUGUUCUCUGAAUUGUUUGUAAUAAUAAUGAUAAUAAUAAUAAUCAUAAUAAUACUUUUUUUCUGAAUGUCCUUAUUUCGUUCUGAAAUGGUAAAGUCUCAUUCCCUACGGUGCAGGCGCUGCGGAACCGGGGGGCGCUAGGGGCCCUUUUUCAAUAAACCCGCGUUAAAAUGAAAUAGUAAAUCAAGAGUUGAAAAGUUGGGGAGUGGCAACCUUCAUUGAAUGACAAGUACACCCCAGCAAAAAGUUCAUUUGAAUAAACAGAAAAAAAUCCAACGAGGAUUACACUGACAUUUUCAUCAAAAUCGGAUGUAUAAUAAGAAAGUUAUGGCAUUUUGAAGUUUUGCUUAAUUUCGCUAACAGUUAUAUGUACAUCCUGGUAAGUAUGUAAAUGAGGUAACUGAUACGUCACCGACUCACUAUUUCUUUAGUAUUUUAUUAUAUGAAUCAUGGAAUAUUCUAAUUUUAUCCUCAUUUUCCUGUGAAUUAAAGUUUUAUUCUUUCCAAUGGAAUUACAAUUGUUUUAAAUGUUAUAGUUCAGUCAAGUUGGUCCUUAUUGUCAUAUCGGUAAACAUUGAAAUAUUAUUCAAACAAUAGAAAAUAAAAUAAAUAGUGAGUGAGGGACAUCAUCAACUUUCUCAUUUACAUAUCACCGAGUUGUGCAUAUAACCUUUCAAAAAAAGAAUAAGCGAAACUUUAAGAUGUCAUAACUUUAUCAUUUUACAUCCGAUUUUGAUGAAAUUUUGAGUGUUGUGCUUGUUUAAUUUUUCUCUAUUUAUUAAAAUCAAUCAAUCAAUCAUUUUGUUUUGGGGGGUGAACUUGACCUUUAACUGUUGCAUUUACCCUUUUAAAUGGUUCGACCCAACACUAAAUUGUUUGUUUAAGCUUUAGACUUAUGCAAGGUUGGAUAUAACAUUUGGAAAAGGUUGUCACUCUAACCUUUCAAUCAUUGAUUUAACAUUUCAACUAACAUUACAAUUAAAUUAAACUUGGUUCAUGAAUGAAUAUGAUGAUGUCAAUUAUGAUUGUAUUAUGGUAAUUAAUUUUUUAAAUCUAUAUAGAAUUUCGGCGAUUGUAGAUCUCGAUAGGUAUGAAUGUGUAUAUCUGUUAAGUGGUGCAUAUUAAUAUUUAAUUCCUCGGAUUCUUUUUUCAAAAUAGUUUUUCUCGGUAAAAUCAACUUUAAAAUUAAAGAAUAGUAAUAGUUCAUCAAGUUCAUGCGUAUGGGGAACAUCGAUUAUGCAUCGUUAUCACUGAUGGAACUAAGAUAAUUUUUUUUUUACUAUAAUGAUAAUUCUAUUCCUUUUAAAACACACAUGAAGUGUAUAUCUUAUGUUUGUAUUAAAAUUAUAUAAUUUUUAUAUGCGUGAAUUUGUUCACAGUGAUUCACAAAUAAAUAUAUCCGUAUCGAUAUC
Molecule: messenger RNA, 4750 nt
Organism: Lytechinus pictus (painted urchin)
Lineage: Eukaryota; Metazoa; Echinodermata; Echinoidea; Temnopleuroida; Toxopneustidae
Product: solute carrier organic anion transporter family member 2A1-like
Exons: 12
Coding region: 176-2332 (718 amino acids)
Biological process (GO): transmembrane transport; sodium-independent organic anion transport
Cellular component (GO): plasma membrane
Molecular function (GO): protein binding
Source: RefSeq, a predicted model, not a curated record